AUGGAAGAGAGUCUGAAGUUGGUAGUGGACCAGGAAGUGGUUAAUAGUCAGGAGAUGGGUGGAAAAUCUGCCAACAUGCAGGGUGCAAAGAAAGUCAGUUUUACAGCCUGCCAUUCGGGCAAGCUGUAGCUAGCAUGUACUAGCCCACAAGUCAUUUCAACUAGCGCCAAAACCCUUUUUGAUUAGCAGGACUGAUUACAAUCCUUCUGUGAUUUGAAUUUCCCCAAAAAACAGCACUUGCCCGCUGGGCAAGUUAAGAACAAAAAUCACUAGCCCGAUAGGAAAAUUCACCAGCCCCAGGCUAUCAGACACAACUUUCUUUGCACGCUGACAUGGAAAAACUGGCCCUUACUUAAGAUUACUACGAAGGCUGAAGGAUGUACUGAAAGUAGAUCAUCUUGUCACAGAUGCAUCACCAUCUACUGUAUCAAGGCACUGGUGCGGGGUCUAAAAGGUAUAGCAUUUCAUUCCAAUAAUGAAAUUAUCUACAUGUACCGUAAAUCAUCUAUUAACCCCCCCCCUCUCAAAUAAGCCCCCCCUCUAAUAAGCUCCCCCCCCCUUUUUCAGGGAAAGAAAAGGUUAGUUAUAAGCCCCCACCCCCUUUCCCCCUCUAUUAAGAAGGUGCAAAUGGGGCAGAUGGCCUGUCUUUAUCACCAUGAUAAAGGACCAGGGAUAUUGCUGUGCUGCUUCCAUUUUGAUGGGGUGCAAGUUCAAUUGCUCAUUUCCCUACCCAUAUGCCAUUCCUUAUUUAUUUUCUGGGUGGAGUGUAGAAGCGAAGGACUUUCAGUAAAUUUACUGAUAUCUUCCUUUUGCUAAAAUAAAGUUGUUGCACCUAAAUUGUAAGGGGUUAUAGAAAUUUAGUAUAUACACAAUCAGUGAUCUUGGUAAUUCAAGCAAUCUGAUUGGUUAGCUAUCUCGGACUAUGACGUUAUAUUCACCACGCUAGGCGGUGAAUAUAAAGCAGAACAAAAUCGCUGUCAUAAACUGGGUGUUUUGCCAAAGUUUCAUGGUAAAGCCUUUUUGAAAGUACACGAAUAUCCAAAUGCUGAUGACUUUGAUGGCAAGAAAAGACUUCAUGGUGUUUAAACAGGGUGAUUUAUUGUUAAGUGGUUAACUUCGCCUUUGGCAAAUAAUUAUUAUUUGCGGAAGGCGAAGUUAAUGUUGAAUAAUCGUCUUGGGGAUUAUUCAACAAUAUUGUUGAACAAUUAUUGUUAAAUAUGUAUAGAAAGUGGAUAACUGGCUCUUUUCAAAACUUAUGUCUUAGGCCUUAAAAUUAUUGUUGCAUAUAAUUAUUUGCUUUGUUUUCCAUUGUUUUCACAGAAGUACCAGAUUUAAGGAGUUCAGUAAUAACUUUAAAAGUGUUGUGGUUCGAUCAAUUUAAUCCUGAUACAGUUGUGUUGGUAAAGUCCAUUCUCAGGUUGCAUUAAUUUUUUUUCUCCUCAACCAAGAGAGGAUACAAGUGCACUUUGGUUCAGUCUGAGAAUUGUUUUAACCUUCAAUAUAGACAAUCUUUUUUUUUUUUACUGCAGAACAACAUAGAGAACUCCAGGAAGUCAUCCAUGACCUGGACAUUUGGCACAAGUCCGCAAAACUUGUCAAGGCUUUGACUGAUGUAAUUAUAAGGUAGAUCCCAGAUCUAUAGUUUGUCUGAUCAAUAUUAACCUUAAAAUGCAGUGAGCAUGUCUUUAAAAUAAGCUACUGCUGUUUUCAUAAAAAUAAAUAUCUCAACAGGCUCCUAACUUGAAAGACUGUGGUGCUAUAUGUGACUGGAUUGAGCCAAUUAUACCAAACCACUUCUGGUUCUGUUGCCAACAAGCCAAUGAUGAUGUGCUUGCACGAAAGGUAUUGAUUGUUACUUACUCUCAACCUUGUCUAUUGUUACAGUGGUGGAUCCAGGGGAGGGGCCCAGAUGACCCCCCCCCCUCCUUAUCUGAAGGGCUGGAUCUGCCAAUGUGUUAUAUGCUUAGAAAAAAACUCACAGACUAUGAAUACACUGUCAAUUUAUCCUAAUGGCAAUUUCAUACAACUUAAUUAACGUAGCUUACCUUUAUUUUUACUGCUACGAAAUCUUUGCCAUCAAACCUUUCGUGGAAUUGGAUUUCCAUGCAUCCAUCAGAAGAUAUAAGUAGUUCUAGUUUAUUCAAACUGUUUUGAUUUGUAUGCAAACCCACAACUGGCUUUGCCCCAAAUUGAUCAGGGAAAAUUCAAUACUGAUUACAUAAAAUCUGGGCAGGGCUUCCGAUUGAUGGUGGAAGCAAAUUUCCCUGGCACAGGUGUAAUAAACAAACCUUGAACACUUCUUGAAAGCUGUAUUGUUGUUUUUCCAGGGAUAAACAGCAUUUUGUUUCUUUUAUUACUGAACAAAGCUUUUUAUUGACCUUUGAAAGUACCAUAGAUUGUUCAGCAUUUACAAUGAACUCUUGCUUAUUCUUCCUCCUCUCGUUUUCUUUUGAAAACAGCUGUUGGGAAGCUUUUUAGUGUUACACUUGCUUUACAACCAAUCAGAAGUUUUGGCCAGUCAUCUGGGCAGAUUUUAUGUCAUCGAUAUGAUAUUUUUGUUGUUGUUCCUCAGACGCCAAUUCUCACGCAAAACUACUGUAGUAGUGGUGCUGCGAAUUCUCGACUGUUUCUUAAGCUAUAAAAAGAAUGAAAAUUGUAACUUGCUUUUCUGCCCGGCGUGCUAUUCUUUCUAGGACAAUAAUUGUGGCAGGAUGUUCUUCAUCAUGUGGUAGGAGAACAUGAAUGGAGUGAUGGCCAGUACUCUAACAGUCCACUCGUAUCAUCAGAUACUGACAAACCACUCCUUGGAAAAGGGUCCAAGGCAUUAGAAGCCCUAACAAAGGUCAUAUUGGACAAGAGAUGGCUAGAAAGUUUGGUCUUUUAUAUUUGGUUCAAGUAAGCAAUUUUGUUCUACUAGUGGCAAAAAUUUAUGAAUUAAGUAUUCCUUUGCUAGAUCCAUAAAAUCUCAGAAACAGGGGAGCAGCUUUUAGAUUUACAUAUAAAAUAAUAUUGUCCUUUUGUAGCCUAAAAAAAAAAUUUCCAGACCUGUAUGCGGGCAUGUAUACCAACACUUAACAUGCUAAUACUAAUACAGUUUUUAAACAUUUUUCACACAGAUAUUUACACAGAAUUUUUUAAACAUUAAUUGGAACUAAAUUGUGUGAUUUUUUAUUGUAGGCAUAUACCAGUUUGCUUGAAAACUUCAACAGCAAGAUGCUUAAGUAUUUCCGUAAAAGAAAUGCCUUUGAGUAAGUAUCUAUUUUUUUUACCAAUUAGGAUCUUGCAGUCAUUGUAUUGCAAGGUAUUUCAUCCUAGUUACAGUUGUGCUUUUACCUGGUUUUGCUUGCUUAGAUAUAUACAGAAGAGAGAGUUUUAUUUUUAUUUCAUAGCUUUUUGUGCCCGGGUGCUCCUUGCUGCUCUUGACCAUAACAUGCACAGCUUUAGACCACAAGCCACCACCAAAAAUGGUCACCUAAUCUUCAAGAAGCAGUAUUCAAAGAGAACUAAGCAUGGGCACCCUGAACCCGUUAGGGCUGAAAAAACCUAUGACUACAUCCAGUUCCUGAUGGCCAGCAUCCUAAAGGCAAGAGUGGAUGACAAGGAUUGCUGCAAGGGUUAUUUCUCUUCCAUCAGAUCACCCAAGGAAUCUGGCCCCAACCAUUGGUUU
Messenger RNA from Porites lobata, 3667 nucleotides. Lineage: Eukaryota; Metazoa; Cnidaria; Anthozoa; Scleractinia; Poritidae. The record is from the annotation of a GenBank genome assembly.